AACAGUAAGGAUCAGUCUUAGACCUUUAAGUUCAGUAAAUGUUAUAGUACUUUUAAAACAGUAAGUUUAAAAAGACAUAAGGCACACGGAAGACAAGCCGCUAUCGAGAAAAGGGCGAAAAUCAGCUACUUCGUGCGCCACAUAGGACAUCGAGUUUGUUUCUUUCAGUUACACCAGACAUAAUGAAGCUAUUGAUCAUGGUUUGUCUCCUUGCCCUUCAUACGAAGCCUUGCAAGUCAGAUUUAUACAUGCAUUUCCCGCCAGGAUCCAAUAAUCGCUUGAAUGGCGCGGGUGAAAACGUUGCAAACAAUGCCAGACUCUUUGAUUCACAGAACAACGACAAGUGCGGAUACAAUGUGGGUGACAAAUAUGAUGAUAACCCCGGAGAUAAUAUCAACGAGAAAAGACAAGAACCAAUGGAAUUUUACAUGAGCGGAUGCUCCUCUCAUGCAAAAACUGAAGUGGAUAUCAUGUGGACAAAUCAGCAUGGAACAGGACCAAAGACUGACGACAGGGUGGAAACACAAGUCAUCUUACAGUACAUGUGCCAGCCGUUCCCGGGGGGCGAGAUGCCCACUGGUGAUGUGGAUGCCGACUACGAAUAUCACACCAUUCGAAAUGGUCAAACAUCCACGUCUAACACAUUUGCUGAUCAGACUCAAGAGUCAAAUCAAAUUUCGAAACAUAACGGACUUCAUGAGCCGUACAACUAUUAUCAGGCUUACUAUCGCAGAUAUAGAAAUAAAGGUUUGUUCACCGCUGACCAGCAGCUUGCUGGCGAUUUACCAAUUUACACGCGGCAGAAUAGUCAAGGUACCAUAAGGGGCAUGGAGGUCCCUGAAGAACGCGAUUACUAUCCAUACUGGGGACCCACACCAUGGAAGGAUAUUGCUAUCCUUGUCAGCGAUGGAAAGACUGAGGAGCUGAUGAAGAGAUAUGUUAAUAGUUCCAAUUAUGGGCUCAAAUAUAUGUGCAUCAUGCCAAAAGGGCUAAAAGAUCAAACUGACUGCCCCCCAGACAACCAAGGUGUUGUUGCUGAAAAAUGUGUCGCCAAAUACAUCACCAGGGACAGGUGUAUAGCGGCCAAAGGAACUUGGACAGGGUUCAUCACAAAUUACUUGGAGAGGACUGCCGGAGUAUUGAGCACUUGUAAAGGUGUGGGUGACAUGAAGCUGGCAAAAGGCGUGCCCUACGAAGCACACAAGAUAUCACAAGGAUGUGAUAACAAGAAACAGUUUGUUCUUCUCGAGAGACCUCCUGAAGUGAUCUACGCCCCAUCUACCGCCGUCAACCACAAUGGAAUCAACAUGGAAGGCAAAUUUUCCUCUUACAAAUGGAAGGUCCCUUGCUUCCCAUCCAACACAACACAGCGUUGUGUUAUACGGAUAAGAUACAACAUCACCACUGAUGACGUACCAAGGGAAUUCAAUGCUUCUCAUAAUUACAAACUCGAAAAUAACCCGAAAACAAAAUCCGUUGAUAAAACAGAGCUACAACUGGCCUUGAAUACCGCACAAGUCGGGAGAACCUUCCAAGACAGAAGUCAUGUGAUCCUCCUUAAACCGCGAAACAUAAUGCAACCGGAACAUCAGAAUCGCACCAUUCGUUACAUCGGGGGGAUUGGAAAAAGAGGAAACAUUGUACAGACCUAUCCUGCCAUGGAAUAUCGUUUUUUUCCUGAACGCAUCACUGUCACAACAGAGGAAAUUGUGUGUUUCGUCUGGUCUGGUUCUAACAACAAUCCUCAGCACUAUGAUGGACAAGGAACAGCUGGAACGGAUCGCACAAACGUGUGUUGGAUUAAGGAAGGGUGCAAAACUCUGGCGCCGAAAUCUUGUUCCAGGCUCCCCUUUGACGUUGUUGAAUACGUUGAAAGAUUUGACAGCUACACUUUGAAUCUUCACCUCAACAGGGGGUGUUUAGUCCGUGACAAACCACUGGAUUCUCAACUCAAUAAUGCCCCAGCCUCCUGCAACCCACCGUGCUUCCGCAUUACGAAGCCUGGGGAGUACUGUUACAUGGGUACGCGCAAUAACAAUUUCUCCAAUCGACGUCACAUUGGUCAGAUUACUGUCAUCAAACCUGCAAAGUGAUAUAACUUACAUGCUAUGGCUAAAUUCAGGAUCAUUACUCAAUGGUGUAGGUUUUUCAAUAUUGAGAAUUUCGUGGCAAAAAAUAAAACGCGGAAAUAAGGGCAUUUAUGUUUAGUUCACGGUUGUACUUCAUUUUUAUGAAAGGUGUUGGUAUUUGCGAACAGUUAUCUUGAAAAAUAAAGUGAGAAAUUAUGGGUAA
Messenger RNA from Pocillopora damicornis (cauliflower coral), 2292 nucleotides. RefSeq names its product protein DD3-3. NCBI's taxonomy places the organism in Eukaryota, Metazoa, Cnidaria, Anthozoa, Scleractinia, Pocilloporidae. The record is from RefSeq and is a predicted model, not a curated record.